AAUCUUAAAGACCAGGAAUCAGGAUGGGUGACUGUAAUUGCAUUUGUGAGAUCAAAGCUCUGCGUUCUAUGGUGGAGGACCUCAAGAAAACCAUAGGCAAAAGAACCAUGGUGGCUUUUUCUGCAUCACUUAGGCCAGAAGGACCAUUAAUUGGAGAUGGUUAUGGCAAAACUGGACCAUUCAACCACCUCGCCAAUGUGAUCUUCCAGGAGGCGAUCACAAACAUUGGUGAUGCUUAUGACAAAAAAACAGGUGUGUUCACUGCUCCUGAAAAAGGAGUCUACUACAUGACCUUCACCAUUUAUGGCUGGGCCAAUGCAGAGACCGUUGGUGCAGGCUUGUACAAGAACGGUACAGAAAUGUGUUUGGCGUGGCUGGGAGUCAAAAAAGUAUCCACUGAAGAUUUUGCCACCCAUGCAGUCGUUUUGCAGCUGGAAAAGGGGGACACUGUUAAUGUGCGUCUUCCCCAAGGGAUGCAAAUAACUAGCCGUGAAGGCUCUAAUGUCACCACCUUCAGUGGGUUCCUCCUGAACUCUGUGUGAGAGGGUAUUUCAUACUAAACCCUUUGUGAGAGACAUCAAUUGUAAACACAAAAUGUCUUCAAAUACAAUACU
Messenger RNA from Esox lucius (northern pike), 614 nucleotides. RefSeq names its product complement C1q-like protein 2. Gene Ontology annotation, molecular function: protein binding. The record is from RefSeq and is a predicted model, not a curated record. NCBI's taxonomy places the organism in Eukaryota, Metazoa, Chordata, Actinopteri, Esociformes, Esocidae. The transcript has 3 exons. Bases 24 to 542 code for a protein of 172 amino acids.